AUGUCUUCGCAACAACAACAACAACAACAACAACCACCGAAUAAUGAAAAGAAGAUCACGAGUGAUCAGAAGAAAACAACGAGCGACGAGAAGAAGACAAUCAAUGAAGAAAAGAAGCCAACACAAGGUGGUCGCUGUCGUUUAUUUAUUGGUAACAUUCCGUCGGAUUUAACUCAAGAAGAAUUUCAACUAUUAUUCGAGAAAUAUGGUGAACUUGUCGAAUACUUUGUCAAUCCAUCACGUGGUUUCGGUUUUAUCAAACUUACUUCACGUCACGUAGCUGAACAAGCGAAGUACGAUCUUGAUGGUUAUAUCUUACGUGGCAAGCCACUUCGUAUCCGUUUUGCAAGUCAAGGCGCCACAAUAAAAGUGAAAAACUUAUCACCAAAUGUUUCAAAUGAAUUGCUUAAGGAAGCAUUCGAGCAAUACUUUGGUGUUGUCGAACGUGCUGUUGUAAUCGUUGACGAUCGAGGAAAAUCGAUCGGCGAAGGCAUUGUUGAGUUUGAGAAGAAACCAUCUGCACAAAAAUGUCUCAAUGAAUGUACGGAACGUUGCUUUUUUCUUACAAGUGAAUUAAGACCUGUCAUAGUUGAACCAUGGGAGAUCAGAGAUGAUGAGGACGGCUUACCUGAGAAGUCGUUAGUUCGCAAUCCUGCAUAUAUCAAAGAACGAGAACUUCGACCACGCUUCGCUGAGAUGAAUAGUAUUGAACAAACUAUUAGUCUAAAAUGGAAACAAUUAGAAUUACAAGAAAAGCAGUUAUUAGAAGAAGUUAAAAAACGCAUGCAAUAUGCUACUGAACAAUUACAGACCGAAAUCGAUCAAAUGUAUUUGGAACAUCAGUCGCAAGUCUUACGAGAAGAAUUGUUACGUCGUCAAGAAGAUCUUCGUCGAAUAGACGAACUUCGAUCUCAGGAACUCGAUCGUCGUCGCAGUAAUGUACCAAUGCAUCGCCCAGAUGCAUACAAUCAUCCAUAUAAUAUGCCUACUACUCCUGUAAACAAUGUAUAUCAUUCAAAUCAAUCACAAACAAAUACAAUGCCAUAUAAUGACUUUCAGCAAAACAGCUACCCACCAGAUCCCAAUCCACUGAUGUCCCGCGCACCACCUACCGAUGCUGCAUACACGACCAAUCAGGUAGCACGUGGUUAUACACGCCCAAGCGGCGACGAUUUUCAUUAUCAACAGCAACAACAACAGGGAUACAAUAGAAAACGACCGAGAUAUUAA
Molecule: messenger RNA, 1230 nt
Organism: Adineta ricciae
Lineage: Eukaryota; Metazoa; Rotifera; Eurotatoria; Adinetida; Adinetidae
Source: the annotation of a GenBank genome assembly